Acanthamoeba castellanii str. Neff is the source of this 1329-nucleotide messenger RNA. RefSeq lists its product as uncharacterized. The record is from RefSeq and is a predicted model, not a curated record. Bases 1 to 1329 code for a protein of 442 amino acids. The transcript has 3 exons. NCBI's taxonomy places the organism in Eukaryota, Discosea, Longamoebia, Acanthamoebidae.
AUGACAACCGCUACAGCCUCGCUGCGAGGCCACCGCGCUCCGCUCUUCUCUCUUUCGCUCUUUACCUUCGCCUUCGAGAGCAGCCCACCGGUGUCCGUGGCCGUGGCCUUCGACCCCUCGUGGGUGGGCACCACGGACCCGGAGGGCGGCGCCUACGGCGUGCGCCAGGCGCUGAGCCCCGACCGCACCGCCAGCCGCACCCUCGACCCCGCCCUCCUGACCUCCGCCGACCCACAGCAGUGGGCACUCCUCCUCGCCUCCUCCCAAGGCUCCAACUACGCCGAGAGCGCCGUGGCCUACUUCAAUGGGUCCUCGUCGCUGGUCGAAGUGAUCCGGGACUGGACGGCGGCCGGCGGCCUCUUCGUGCAGGCCGGACGCGAUGCCGCGGUGCUCGGCCAGCUCUUCUUCGAUUUCGACUACGCGCAGGCCUCGGCCGCCUCAUCAUCGCCCGCCCUCGCGACCUCCGCCGUCGCCGGCACGCCCUACGCCGCCGCUGCCGCCGGUCUCCCGGCCCUCGCCGCAUCGUGGGAGGUGGUCGGCGUGCCCGACCAGUAUUGCCUCUACUCGACCGCGGCGGACGACGCGGCCCAGCCAUGCUCGGUGGUGCGGCAGAGCUACGGCGCCGGGCGGGUGAUCUAUCUCGCCUGGGACUUUGCCGACGCCGCGCCCGACGGCACCCAGGACGGCGCCGCGUGGGUGGACCUCCUCCACACGGCCGUCCUCGCCGAUGCGCCCUCGGCCCCACUCGCUGUGUCGUCGCCGUCGCCCUCACCUUCGCCGUCGCCGUCGGCCGUGGUGAGCGAGGUGUCGCCGUCGCCGUCGGCUGCGGGGAGCGAGGUGUCGCCGUCGCCUUCCCCGUCCUACGUGCCGUCGCCUACGUCGUCGGCGUCGCCGUCGGCUACGCCUUCGCCGCUCUCACCGACGCCGUCGCCGUCGUUGUCGUCGUCGCCCACCUUCCACCACACGCCGUCGGUGGCGUUGACGCCGUCGCCAUCGCCGUCGUUUAACUCUUCGAGCGCGCCCUCACCGUCAGCCACGCCAUCAGCCGGCUCUUCGCACUCGCCGUCGCCGUCGCCCAGCCACCAUGACGACGAUGACGAUGAUGAAGAAGAGGAAGACGAUGGACCGCCGCCGUUCGUCAUGGACAUGACGUGGAUCCUGGCCGUGAUCGUGCUGGCGAUCGUGGUCCUGGUGCUGAUCGCCGUGGGCGUCAAGCUCUACGAGCGCUUCAGCCGCCGGAGAGGCUACGACGAGAUCCCCGCGGCCGACCUGCAGGACCACUACUACGACGAGGCGGAGGAACAGCAGUACGCGCACGGACGCGUGUGA